This is a messenger RNA of Lodderomyces elongisporus, 2433 nucleotides long. RefSeq names its product U4/U6-U5 snRNP complex subunit. The coding region runs from base 1 to 2433 and encodes 810 amino acids. The record is from RefSeq and is a predicted model, not a curated record. NCBI's taxonomy places the organism in Eukaryota, Fungi, Ascomycota, Pichiomycetes, Serinales, Debaryomycetaceae. Gene Ontology annotation, biological process: mRNA cis splicing, via spliceosome; maturation of 5S rRNA. The transcript has a single exon. Gene Ontology annotation, cellular component: U4/U6 x U5 tri-snRNP complex.
AUGCACGAGGAACUUUCAAUAGAAGAAACAAACAAGUUACGGGAGAGUUUGGGUCUUAAACCCAUUCCUAUUAGGGAAUCACAAAUAUCUGUUCUGCCAAACUUUAAGCAAAAUACAUCUAGUACAUCAAAUGCAGCAAACGUCAUAAACACAACAAAUGUAUCAAAUGAAAAAAAAACCAAAAAUGAUGUCAUUCUGCUAUCAAUUGAAGAAACUAAUAAAUUGCGAAAGUCAAUUGGGUUAAAGCCCAUACCGUUAGAAACAACCUCUGAAACACAACUGCGACAUGAACUACCGCUAGAUACAAAAGUUGGCAGGGGAGACAAAGAGUUAAAGGAAAGGAUAUUGAAAGCCAAAAACGUAACGGCACAGCAUAAUAAACCUUUAAAUACCCAUCGCAAUCAACAUCGUGAUGACCAAAAUGAAACGGAAAUUGAUACAGAUUCUUGGUUGGAAAAUUUAGGGUCCUCCAAAUCAGGCGAGAUAAAUUUUGAAAAAGAGGGCCAGGUGAGCAAAAUAACAGCCAAUCGAAGAAAAGAAAAUGAUCUUGAUGCGAUUAUUGGCCACAAUAAACGUGAAGUAGGUAAUCUUCUCAAUAACGAUAUUCUCACGCUUCAGGAUACUGAGAUUUUGGAUGAAGAUGCAGAUGAUAUUUUGAUUAAUGAGAAAUUGGUGACGGAGCAUAAAUUGCAAACCAGCUUGAAGGACAGAAAGGAGGCAGAAAUGUUGAAAUUCAAUGGUCGGCAUUAUACACCAGUUGGUGAAGAUGAUAACGAGAUGAGUGAUAUCGAGGAUCUAAGCGCAAAUACGGUUAUUAAGAGAGGUAAAGUCAUUGUUUCUACUCAAGCAGCAAAUGACUCUGAAAAGGGCCCAACAGUGAACUCUGCAAAAACGAACAAAAAAGAAUCCACGAGAAAUGGAUUUGAAACAGUAAUUUCUUUUGACAACUUUGAUGGAGAAGACGGAGAAAAUAAGGAUGGCUUUCAAGGAAUAAGACAAACAAAAGAAGUCAAAAUCAAAAGAAUUAAAAGAAUCAAGAGGAGUAAGCCGUUGGAUCUGUCCAGUAAAUCGAGUCAAAGAAGGAGAGUUUUUGACCCACUUCAGCCUCCAGCGGAACGUGUUGAGAUAGAUUUGGAGGAAGUCGAUGAUGAUUAUGGCGCAUUAUUGAAUCUCAACAUGCAAUCAAGAAAUAAAAGGCGCAAGAAGAUGAGUCCUGAAGAAUUGGCGUUGCUGAUUACAGCAUCAGGCAACCAGGAUGCGGAUAAAGCGGGCGAUAAUGAAAAGGAGGGUGUUUCAUUUGUCAGAAGCUCACAUCAGUACACAGAAGAUACCGAUUGGUUUUUGAGCAAAAUGGAGCUGAAUCUUUUAAGCAAUGGUUUUGCCAAGGAGCCAGAAGUUGAAUUGAAAAAUGAGAAUAGUAACAAUGAUAAUAAUGAUAAUAAUGAAAAUAAUAAUGACGAUAAUAAUAAUAAUAAUAAUCUUUUCGACGAUCUUCCUAGCUCGUCCGAUGGAAUAGCAGGCCAAGCAAAUGAUGUGAAAGAUCUGUUGAGUAGCACUUACAAUAAGUCAAGUGUGGAUUCUACUAGUCAAAUGAAUGAUGGAGCUGGCAUGACAAACACAAAUGACAAAACGGAUACUAUAAUUGCCAUUGAAAAUUCAAGUUCAAUGUCAAGUGGUGCAGUUUUUCGGGAAACUGCAAAUGCAGCAGGAAUGAUUGUGGAAAGUGGAGCCGAGGGUAAAGAUGUGAAUGAAAGUGUGGAUGAGAAAGCAAAAUCUGGUAAUACAAAGAUAGGUGAAGAAGUGUUACAUGAUGAUGGUCCUGUAUUUAGUGGUGGUCUUGCUGAUACUCUCAAAUUCUUAAAAACCAGGAAAGUUAUUGAAUCAACAACGCAAGAUGAGGAGAGCAGCAGGAAGUAUAGAGAGCAAAUUGCAAAGAAGCAGCAAAUGUUGGCGAUGAAAAUAAGCAUUGAAAGAAGAAUACUAGAAGAAGAGUUGCAGAAGGAUAAAACAUAUAUGAAACUUUCCAAAAUUGAUCGUGCGGAAUUCUUUGAAAAGCAAUUGGACAAAAUAUUAAAGCAAAAGGGGAUCGUAAGUGAGGAAAGUGGUCGUACAAGUAGCAAUAACUAUGCUUCUUUAAAUGAUCUGAAAAGAUCAAACGCGCAAUACAGUAAGGGCACAAGGAAUAAUCUUGUUAAUAAUAAAUGGAGGGCUAGCGCAAAAGCGAGAAACGACACAAAAGAUGAUAAUGGCGAUUCUCAUGGAAUUGUUGAUUUAAAAAACGAGUCGUAUCAACCAAAAAUUACGUUGAAUUAUAAGGAUGAUCAAGGCAGAGCAUUGGAUACAAAGCAGGCAUACAAGCAUUUGUCUCACAAGUAUCAUGGAACUGGUCUAGGAAAAAACAGCAAAGGCGUCUGGACUAAAGGAAGGAAGUAG